UAAACGAUCAUGCGUGUAUUAAAAGUAAAUUGAAGUAAAUAUUGUAAAAAAUUUUGUUAUUGUAAGAAAAAUUGUUGACACAUCAGUUCACACAGUUGUAUGAUUCUUUAAUAUAUAUUAAGACAUAAUAUACAUUUAAAUGUAAUAAGAGAGAAGAGAGAUUGUUUGUGAUAUUUCUAGCUGAGUUUCUCAUAACGACAUUCAAGGUUAAUAACAGUGAAAAGCGCUUAAUCUAAAAAAAUUUGAAAAUAUCUGUUUUUAGUACAUGAAAACAUAAUGUGUCGCAUGUGAUAUUACUAUAGAGUUAACCGCGGGCAAGAGCUUGUCCAAUUGGCGCGGUAACGAUCUCACAGGAUUCUCGUUUGUCUUAAUGUAUGAAAAGAAGCGUCUUGACACAUCAGACAGACAAUGUCUGCCGGAAGCAACUCUUUCUCUUCCAGGGUCUGUUGUUUCUGCAACUCGUCAGAAGAUGAUGAGUUGGAAUAUGGAAAGUUCUAUGAACACAAUGGAAUCAUUACACAUUACUACUGUUUACUUCUCUCUUCUAAUAUGGAACAGAAAGGAAAUGAUGACGAAGGUAUACUUGGAUUUCUAACAGAUGAUAUACUAAAAGAACUUCGUAGAGGAAAAAGAUUGGUAUGUUCUUACUGUAAAAAACAUGGUGCUACUUUAGGAUGCUGCAAUACAAGAUGUAAACGAAUAUUUCACUUACCCUGUGGCUUGAAGGCAGGUUCCUUGCAUCAGUUCUUUGGUGAAUUUAGAUCAUACUGUGUGAAUCAUAGACCAAAACAGAAGAUUGAUAACAAUGUUGUAAAACAAGCUGCCACUUUAGAUAAUGUUUUGUGUUAUAUUUGUUAUGACAAGGUGAAUCCUAUGGAUACGCUACAAACUUUGUGGGCGCCGUGUUGUAAAAAGGAUGCCUGGUUUCACCGUAAAUGUAUUCAACAACUUGCUUUAAGUGCAGGGUAUUUUUUCAAAUGUCCUCUCUGUAACAAUAAAAAAGAUUUCCAAAAAGCUAUGCUUGAAUUUGGUAUUUUUGUUCCUAGUCAAGAUGCUUCAUGGGAACUAGUACCAAAUGCAUUUGAAGAGCUUUUGUAUAGGCACAAUCAGUGUGAUGCAAGAGACUGUCUCUGUCCAAAAGGAAGAAAUCACAUAAGCAGCAAUGCAAAAUGGGAAUUGGUGUUGUGUCGAACUUGUGGCUCGCAAGGCAUGCACAUGGCUUGUGGACAAUUGAAAUGGGGUAAUCCUGUGUGGGAAUGUGAGGAAUGUAUUUCUAUUACAUCAGGUAAAAAUAAAAGUUCUGAAACGACUCAAGAGGCAGAUGUUAGUUCGGAUAGUUCUAGUUUUCUGAGUACAGACUCUGAGUUAGAUUCAGACAGUGAUACAGACAUCUCAGUGGGAACUGAAUUUCCCGCUUUACCUUGUUCAUCACCUAUUUUUAGUUUUUCAUCUCCUAACGCGUCACAGGAUUCUACUUCAAAUGUUACAGCACGACCUGGUCCACUUUCUUUCAAGUUACGGCAACAAAAAGAUACAAUCAAACGAAAAGUGAAAACAACUUGUGAGAAGAAUGCCAAUAUAAAACCUGUUCUGAAAGAUACAUCAUAUUUGAAGAAUCAUGACAAAAAAGAAUUGUUAAAAACUCAACCAACUCACUCCACGCCGAACGUAACGGAUGUUAUCACAAUCGAAAGCGAUGAAGAUGAGAUCGAGUGUCUUUCAUUAAAACAACAAACAAAAAGAACAGAGAUUCCAAAUUUGCUGCAGCACUUAUCAAUAUCUUCUUUAUCAUCAACGGUUCCUUUUACUAAAUUGUUAAAUUCAACAGAAGAUUCCGCAAACUCUAAUAGUUCAAAUAUAGCAUCUCAUGCAAUAGCAACAGAUGAUAUAAAUAGCCAGGAAUUUGUAUUUGAAGAAGUUCUAAACAAAAGUGAAUUUACUGCUGUAGAACAAUUCAAUUUAGCAACACCGUUAGAAUUUAUAUCUGAUAACGUUUCUUUGAAUAACAACGAUUUGAAGGAUUUAAACGACGACGCGGCAGACGCAAGCGAGGAAUCUGUCAUGAAUAUCAAAAUCACAAAUGUUACUUCAUUGCCGCCCGAAGUAUUCGAAAGUGUACCUGAUGUAAGCAAGAAUUGCUGGAAGGAAACAAAUUCUCUCACGUAUCCUCUUGUGAAUCAACCAACUGAAAAUUCUUUCAUGAGUUUAUUUCCUACAAAACGUAGCUUAGAAGCGACUGAUGAUACAAAUAAUUAUAAUAAAAGAAUCAAACAAAGUUUUAACAAAAAUACUUGGGAAAUGAAUACAACGCCUGUUGUAAUCGAGAAUUGCUGGAAUAUGUCGCACGCGAAUUCCGACAUAAAUUCUCUCAUACAUUCUUCUGUUAGUCAAACACUUCAGACUACUGUUACAUGUGAUAUGAAUAAACGGCCAAAUAGAAGAACGUCUUCAAGAUUUAGCGAAAUUGGAGAGAAUAUUGGAAAUUGCUUAGAACGCUCACCAAUGGCAUAUACAAGCGAGAUAAACGAUAUUUCAAUUAAUAAUGAAAAUAUUGAUUCAUCUGUAUCUACAUCACUAUCUUACGAAGGAUUACUUGGAUCGAGUUCAAUUGAGUCAAAUUGUUUGAAAACAAACACCAAAUUAUUGGAAAACAAUUGGUUGUUGAAUACAUCACAGAGAAAUAAAAACUCAACGAGAAUGGAAUGUUCAGACAACACAACACAUGUUGUAUGUUUUACGCCCAAAUUGCAAAACACAAGAACUAUAUCUAUCGAUACAAAUGAUAAUCAAAUAACGGAAGCGUUAAAUGAACAGAGAACGUCAUCUGCUAAUAUACCUGUUCUUGGAAAAACCGCGGACAACAUAUCCUGUGACGGAGACACAAGCUCCAAAUCUGCCAAGACCGACUCGACCAAGUGGAGCAGAAGUAAUCGAUCAAAAGAAUCUUCCAGUAUUGACGCCGUCGACAUCAGUUCACAAAAUUCUGCCGCCAUGGAAGGUCAUAGUGUCUUCCCUCAAGUCACGAACAACCUCACCACAUGUCGUCAACCUAGAUUAAUACCGCAGUAUAUGUAUCUGGACGAUCUCAAGUUUCAAGUUCGCGAAUCAAAUAAUGUUCAGAUGAUAUUAUAUGAUACAUUCUCCAUAAAUAUCCCGGCGGAAAAUCACAAAGAGAGCAAGAUUCAAUUGACAGCUCCAAGAGAGUCAAGAAAGCUGCAUACACUUGUCACUUCUACACAAGAUAAAGCUUCGUCGAGUUCAGACUGCAUCAAUGAUUAUACAUCUGCGGAGCAACAGGACAAGUUCUUUAGUUUCUUAAUAAACGACAAUCACUUAAUUAGCGAUAAAAUUAUACACAUCAUGCCUGGUCAUGAUGAUACAAAAGAAAAUUUAGAUCCGGGAAGAUCAAAGACAAUUUCUCGUAACGGUAAAUUGAACAAUGUGAAUCUGACUAAUAAUGUCGACGAUACUGCGUUUGUGAGAAAUGUACGUAGCGAGAAUGACGAUGAUGUACGUCUUAGUUCAAAUAAUACCAAUUUGAACACAUUAAAUCGAACUAUUUGCAAUACAAAUAUAGAUAACAUAACGGAUAAUAUAGAACUUGCAUCGAACGAUCGCAGUCAAGAUGUGUGGAUCAGCUUGGAAGAUACACAACAAUACAAACAAGCGUCUGCACACAAUACGAUGCCAUCGUAUACAAAAGAAAAAAUUUCUAAUGUUCGAUUAUUCCACGAGGAUACUAACAAAAUGGUACAUGACUUAGGUUGUUUUGUUAACACGAAUAAAAACGUUGAAAAACUAUCACAAGAUAAUAUUUCUGUUUUUGCAAAUCAGUACAAUGUUGAUAAAGAAAUUGACAGUGAUAACAGAAAUUGGCACACAAUUGAUUAUUCGAAGUUAUGGAACAGUUGUAAAACUUUAGACAUUGCAAACACUAUAAUGCUGAAGGCUCAAAAUAAUCGACGCGCCGCGUCUGUCUCGAAUAUUACGUUCAACGAGCGCAAUAUUCUAAAUAAACAGAUCGACGCAUGUGAUUCCGGCAAAUUUAUUCAUUGCACAAAGUUUUGCGACGAUAAUGUAAAUAAUACUUCAAAUAGCGAAAAUGUUUUUAAUUGCAAUAACAUCAAGCAUUGUCUCAAAGUCAGUAUAGAUUUGUGUAAAAUACGGAAUUUGAUCGAUUCCAAACCGGAAUUAUUUACGAAACACAAACGUAAUGGUGAUCAACGGCGUAAAUGCACAAUGAAUCGGUCACACAGUCAAACUGAUCUUGUUCAACAACAAGUAAGGUUAUAAUGAUAAAGGAAUGUGAUAAUAUGUAUUACACAAUCACAUUACAUGUAAUCUGAAAAUAUUGAGUUGCACUGUCAAAUUUCAAUCAAAUUCAGAUAGAUAAAUAUUUUUUUAAGUUAAAGUAUUUUAUAUUCAUUUGACAAAUAUAAAAUAUUUUCUUGACAUCCCCACACAUCUCAAAAAUAUCAGAAGAGUAUUUCAUAAAUGUACAAAGGAAAAAUACAUAUAUAUGAAGACAGUAAAGCAGAAAAUAAUUUGUCUUUUGAAUGUAAGUUAUUUAAUAUGUAUACAAAAGUGGCAAAAUAUUGGAAAUGUAUAAUAAGUUGGUUUCUUCCUUUCUUUUGAAAAAUUAUUUAAAAAUAAAGUGUACAUAUAAUAAAAAAUGUAAAUCUAUUUUCUGUUAUUUUCUGCUUACUCUUUCAAGAUGCAAAGUUUAGUGAUACAUAUGCAAGUUAUGAACUCCCCUUACAAUCAUUAUUUUUAUUUGUAGAAAUUUGUCUCGUUUCUUUAUGUAAAAAAAAGAAUACAAAAUUAUUGAACAGUGUUAUCUAUCCUCGCUCUUCGUCUCGAAAGUAUUAUAAAUCUUAAUGUGAUUAAUAUAAUUGUUUUACUUAUUUUGUGUACAUUAAAAUAGUACACAAAUUGUAUAUAACAUCAGUUUGCGAAAAUUAAAUGUAUCUUAAAUAUCAAGAAAUUAAAUUUGUCACAUUUUUAAAUCAUGUUAUACAUAUUCAUAGCAAUGUCAUUCUUUUCUGUCACUCUA
Molecule: messenger RNA, 5053 nt
Organism: Pseudomyrmex gracilis
Lineage: Eukaryota; Metazoa; Arthropoda; Insecta; Hymenoptera; Formicidae
Product: protein PFF0380w-like
Exons: 16
Coding region: 409-4293 (1294 amino acids)
Cellular component (GO): nucleus
Source: RefSeq, a predicted model, not a curated record